GUCAUGCAGGCCAGGUCUCCCCACAUUUUGAGGAAAGAGGACUCUGAGCCUCCUCCUGAAUGUCAGCAUCCUUGGACAGAGGGUACUUAUGAGUGACCACAACUUAAAGCAUUGCUAUUGGAAAUGCUGUGGGAUGGAGACAUGCCCAGGGGCAGGCACAGAGUGACCCAGAGACCAUCAGUGUGGUUGGGCCACGUGGGGCUUGUGCUGCACCCCAGCGAGAAGGGGCCGGGGGCUGGUGCGAGCCCCAUGGGCCAAGGCCUGCGCCUGGGGGCAGCGUCAGCCCGUCCAGCGCAGGUGGAGAAGCCCAGUCUGAAGCUCAGCCCUCAAACAAUGGGAAGUUUCCAGCAGUGCCCUUUGCAGAAUCAAAAUUCGAGGAAGAACGCAAACCUCUGGGCAGCACCCAACUUUAUCAAGGCCAAAGAACCAGAGUCUCCACUGAGCAGGAGACAGCGGAGCUCAGCUGAGCACCCCGAUGUGGGCAGUUCUGCAGCAUGUGUGUCCUGUGCGGUGUCACCUGCUCCAGGGAGUAACAUGCAAAAAGGGAUCCGACGUCCUCUACCGUGCAGGACCUGCGGGAGGCGUGCGCCAGGGCAGCAGGACCCACAGCAGCAGACGGCUCCCCUCCGCCUCGCGCGGCCUGGGCGGGUGUGUUUUGGAAGCAAACGCCUGAGCUGCAUGGAGCUCGUCGUGGGCACAGCUGGACUUUGGGUGCCCCCAGGAGCACUCAGCUCCUCUUUGGCAGAGGGACGCGCGCUCGCUCGGCUACCCGGGAGUUUCGCCAGGCCUUCCCUGCCCAGAGGGACGGGGUACCAGGGCCACCCCCUCCCUUCUAUCGCUGGCCAUCCCUGGACACCCUGGAGAGCCUGUGGUGGUGGGGGGGCCUUCCCCAGGACUGGCCUGAUCCUCAAGAAUAAAAUAAGGAUGAACCAUAAAACUUGCCACUGA
Messenger RNA from Galeopterus variegatus (Sunda flying lemur), 948 nucleotides. RefSeq lists its product as uncharacterized. The coding region runs from base 124 to 948 and encodes 274 amino acids. NCBI's taxonomy places the organism in Eukaryota, Metazoa, Chordata, Mammalia, Dermoptera, Cynocephalidae. The record is from RefSeq and is a predicted model, not a curated record. The transcript has 5 exons.